Molecule: messenger RNA, 1170 nt
Organism: Dicrocoelium dendriticum
Lineage: Eukaryota; Metazoa; Platyhelminthes; Trematoda; Plagiorchiida; Dicrocoeliidae
Source: the annotation of a GenBank genome assembly
AUGGAUUCUUGCUUGAUCCGUGGCCUAAUCAGAGUAACACGCAUUAGGUACAGCCACAUUCUCAUCUACGGGGACUUCAAUCUACACAAUCUGGAGGUUUCGGCAUGGCCCAGUGAGCAGUUCAAAGCAGACUUGCAAGAACUGAUCGUUAAUGUUCUUUUGUAUAACCAUGUCACUACGCACACUAGAUUCAAGACAGUAAAUAAACCGUCCAUAUUGGACCUUGUGCUCACAAAUGAAGAGCGCAUGAUUGACAAGUUAUUGAUGGAUAGUCCAUUAGGUCUCAGUGACCAUGUAGUAAUAACUUUUGAAUAUGUGUGUUAUGCAGAGUAUCCAUCUGAACACUCGGAACUAACUCAUACAAUCACACGCUACCACGUAUUGAAAGAACUCGCCGACGCAGCUUCUUGGGAAUUCUCAAACAAAAGUCCCCUUUACAACGUUUGGGCAGAGUUCGUUAAUAAACUCAGCGACAUCGUCAAUAAAGCGUCCGAGAUUAAACCUCUUUGUCUCGCGAAAAUGCCUUCAAGUAUAAGGAGCGAUAGCCGUUCCGAUCCUGCUAACUAUCGUCCAGUGACUCUCCUCCCUGUGCUCGCGAAGGUGAUGGAAGCAGUCGUCGCUGAGGCUUUAAUGGACUACCUGGAAAAAUGCAACAUCUUGGUAGCGGAACAGCAUGGCUUCCGUCAACACCGGUCAUGCACCACCAACCUACUGAUUGCACGAGGUAGUUGGACGGAAGUGGCCGAUGAUGGGGUCGGAGUCGACGUCAUCUAUCUGGACUUCUCCAAAGCUUUCGACCGCCUCGAUCACCGCAUCCUACUUCAACGGCUUCAGAGUUACGGAAUCGGAGAUCCUUUACUUGGUUGGAUUGGCAACUUCCUUUACCAACGAAAGCUCCAAGUACGUGUUAGGGGAUCACUUUCUAACCCAAUUGAGGUGGAAUGUGGUGUCCCACAAGGCUCAGUGCUGGGACCGCGUUUAUUCCUGGUGUUUAUCAACGACCUGGUAAGAGUCAUCUCCUCAAACUUCCUGCUUUUCGCCGAUGAGGUCAAGAUAUGGCGGGCGAUUAGUAACAAGACAGAUCAGGAUCUGCUCCAACAUGAAUUAGAUUGCAUUUACAAUGGAACAAUGGAACAAUGGUAUAUGACGGGUAAAAAAGCAUACACAUAA